Molecule: messenger RNA, 1845 nt
Organism: Archocentrus centrarchus (flier cichlid)
Lineage: Eukaryota; Metazoa; Chordata; Actinopteri; Cichliformes; Cichlidae
Gene: gulp1a
Product: GULP PTB domain containing engulfment adaptor 1a
Exons: 13
Coding region: 77-1324 (415 amino acids)
Source: RefSeq, a predicted model, not a curated record
ACUGAGGGCUUGUUGACGUCAGCAAACUUAUCCAGCAGCUGUAGAGGCGAGCUGAGGAGGAGGAGGAGAGGAGGGAAUGAGCCUGCUGGAUGUGGAGCUCGGACUGCGCUGCGCUGAGGAUCGUGGCUUUCUUUUCUUCGGGACUGUUAGGACUACUUUGUUGUUCCAGCGUGGAAUAUUGGCAGAUACUCAGGAGGGACCACAGAGACUCACAUUUUCCACUAUGAACCGCGCCUUCAACAGGAAAAAAGAUAAAUCAUGGAUGCACACCCCAGAAGCUUUGGCCAAGCAUUACAUAGCCUACAAUGCCAAGUUUCUUGGAAACACAGAGGUUGAAGCCCCAAAAGGCACAGAAGUUGUAAAGGAUGCAGUCAGAAAGCUCAAGUUUCAGAGGCAUAUCAAAAAGUCAGAGGGACAGAAGAUCCCCAAAGUGGAACUUCAGAUCUCCAUUUAUGGCGUGAAGAUACUAGAUCCCAAGACAAAAGAUGUGCAGCAUAACUGUCAGUUGCACAGAAUAUCCUUCUGCGCAGAUGACAAAACCGAUAAAAGGAUAUUUACUUUCAUCUGCAAAGACUCGGAGUCCAACAAACACCUGUGCUACGUGUUUGACAGUGAAAAAUGUGCAGAGGAGAUAACUUUAACUAUCGGCCAAGCCUUUGACUUGGCCUACAAGAAGUUCCUGGAGUCUGGAGGCAAAGACGUGGAAACCAGGAAACAGAUCGGAAGCCUGCAGAAACGAAUUCAAGAACUGGAAACAGAAAACUCUGAGCUAAAGAAACAACUCCAAGAGCUUGAAGAACAGCUGAUGAUAGCACACGUACCUCCACCGCUGCACAUAAACGCAGCUAAUGAAGCGUACAUGCUGCAGAGGCCGUCUUCUCUCUUCUGGUGUCACAGCAUCAAGUCGCUCUCCUGUCUGGAAAUCUCUUCUGUCACUCUCACUCCUAUGAGCUCACCGGAGUCCAACUUGUCCACUGGGCUACUAACUCCUCCGCCUGCCAAACCCGCUCUCCUUCCUCCUAAACCCACCGAGGGCUGCAGCAUCCCGCGGCCUCGCGCGGGGAGUAUCUCAAUGAAGCCGCAGUCGACAGACAUUUUUGAUAUGGUUCCCUUCUCCCCUGUGACACCCCUGGUGCCCACACAGGCCAGCAAUGGCUGCCCACCGCCUCCACCGACUACACUGCCACCAGAUAUGAGUAAAGACUUGUUUGGUGCAGAACCAUUUGAUCCGUUUACCUGCGGGGCGGCCGACUUCCCCCCAGAUAUCCAGUCAAAGCUGGACGAGAUGCAGCGGCAGAGAUGGAGGGGUUCAAAAUGGGACUAACCUUAGAGGGCACCGUCUUCUCUCUGGACCCGCUAGACAGCCGCUGCUGAUGCUGAGAAGAUUAACCCUUCGAGGUGCACUUUUAACCCGUUUGUAUGAAGAAGAAGUGCCAAAAUCCACUCCACGGUUGAGUCAAGAUGUCACACUUUUCAUCUUGAGGUUUAUAUGCAUUUGCAUUUAGAUUGGUUUUCGAUAUUUCAAGGUAAACUCAGAUCCAUUAUAGAAAAGAACUAUUUUUGUAAUAAAAAUGAAAAAGAUGUGUAUGGAGGAGUUAGUUUUGAGUACUUUUGCUUGCACGGGCGGUGAGAGAUGUAAAUAGUCGAAUUUGUUCAAUGGUACACUCUGUGGCAGAAUUUUCAUAUGUGUAUGUGUGUGUGUAUGCGCCGUUUGAAUUCUGUAUUGUCGACACAUUCCUGUUUGUAUGCCAAACACAAGCUGGCAGGAAAAAUAAAUGGAAUCUAUAUUGUGACAAAACCUUUGAGCUUUUAACAUAUUUUACUCCACAUUAAUUCAGACAUUAU